CUUUCGAAAUCCUGAUCCCACCGAAACGUACAAAUCCGUUGUCACCAAAAAUUCGUUGAGAAGGGACAUAAGUGCCUUUUUUUUUUCGCUUUCGUAGCAUUCCGUGGCCGGAUCUCUUUAUUUGUUAAAGGUUGAAGCAGCUCAAAAUGAGUGCUCACGCGAGGAAGAUCGAGUUGGCGGGAGCAGUGGCAGUCACGACAGACGAAGAUUGGAACACCCUUACGGAAAAACCAGGGCUUACUGUCGUCGAUGUUUAUGCGAAGUGGGCUGGACCAUGCGAGCCGAUGCAAAACAUUUUCAAGCGAUUGAAGCUGGAUUAUGGAGAACAAGUGACCUUUGCCACUGCGCUUACUGAUGGCAUCGAAGCGUUGGAGUCAUAUCGAAACAAGUCAUGCCCAACAUUUCUUUUCUUCUUCAACGGCGUACUGGUCAAUCUCAUAAAAGGUGCAAACUCGCCUCUGAUCGAGUCCACCAUCAAAGAUCAACUGGAUCUCGCAGCGAAAGGCCAAGCUCAUCCUCCGUAUCGCCAUGGAGACCUCCGCGUCUCUGCACACACGAAUGGCGCACCAGUGACUCGCACUGGAGGCUCUAAAGCCGACCUUGCCGGCGGUGUAUCGGACAAUUUGUCAGCCACCACCCCUUACACUCCAAUGUCGGCUACAGCCGAAAGCACUUUGGCGAUCAUCAAGCCAGAUGCGAUGGGUCCUGAGCUGAUCAAUCAAAUCAUGAACCAGAUCCGAUUGCAUCGGUUUGAGGUGGUUCAGAAAAAGAAAGUGUGGCUUUCCCCGGAACAGGUGGAGCAGCUGUAUCGGGAACAUGAGAAGGCCAACUACUUCCAAGGGGUGCUCACGCACAUGUCUACGGCCCCAAUCCUUGCUUUGGUUCUUUCGAAGGAUAACGCCGUGCAGGACUGGCGGAAACUGAUGGGUCCAGCAAAUCCUGCCACUGCCCGCGAUCAAGCUCCAUCGAGCAUUCGGGCGUCACUUGGGACAGACAACCGCUUGAACGCCGUUUUUGGCUCGGAGUCUCUGGAAGCUGCUGGCCACGAGAUCGAUCUCAUUUUUGGACCCAACACGUCCGUUCUAGAGCUACCGAUGCUUGAAAUCAAAGAUACACCGCCUCCAGCGGGAGCACAUGCGGAGAAAACACUUGCAAUCAUCAAGCCCGAUAUUGUAGACACGAGCAAACUGGAUGCGAUCAUCGAACGAAUUAUUUGCAGGGGAUACCAGGUCAUCAAAAGGGAGACGAUCAAUCUGUCGGCGGAUCAAGCUGCCGAUUUGUACUCUCAUCAGAAAGAAACGCCCUACUUUGCGGAUACUGUAGCGUUUAUGUCAAGUGGGCCAGUCGUUGCGUUAGUUCUGAAAGGAUACGGCGUCGUAAGCGGAUGGAGGGAGAUGAUUGGUCCUACCGAUCCAGAGGUAGCAAGAAAUACUGUCCCUAUGAGUAUUCGCGCCAUCUUUGGGACGGACACUGUCCGCAACGCCGUCCACGGAAGCGACGGAGCCGAAAAUGCAACGCGCGAGGUGGAAGCUUUGUUCCCUAGCCUGCUCAUGCGGUCGGAAUCCGGCAUCUAUAAUGCACGAACGAGCACAACUGCGGGCGCCGCACUAAGUGAAAACGCUGUCCGAGCCGCAAAACAUGCCGCAGAAGACAAUGUCUUGACAGAACGAACCUGCGCGUUAAUCAAACCGGACGCCUUUGCGUCGGGCAAGAGGGAUGAGAUUGUGCAAAGAAUACGUGAUGCUGGGUUCAAGAUUGUUGCCGAGAAGGAGGUCGAGCUCACUCGAGCGCAGGCCGAGGAGUUCUAUAAGGAGCAUCUAGGGCAGGGCUUCUACGAGGAUCUUGUCAGGUGGAUGAGCACGCCGGAUUUGCCCAUCUACGCGAUGGUGCUCGAGAAAGAUGCCGCCAUCACAGCCUGGCGUGAGUUAGCUGGACCUACGAAUUCGAACAAAGCUCGGGAAGUUGCUCCCAAUAGCAUCCGUGCCAUAUACGGUAAGGACGGAAGCAAAAAUGCUGUCCAUGGUUCUGACUCGCCUCAAUCCGCCGAACGAGAAAUCAAGAUCAUUUUCGGGGACACCGUCAGCGCUCGCGCCGAAGGUGCACGACCGCAUCAGAGAGUCGCUGCGGCGCGUAGCACUACGGAGCUCCUAGACCCGUCCGGUCCUCUUUUACAGCGCACUCUCGCGCUGAUCAAGCCAGAUGCCUAUGGGGCUGGGAAGAAGGAUGACAUUGUGAAACGGAUCAAAGAAGAUGGUUUCAGAAUCGUCAAGGAGAGUGAAGUCAAGUGGUCUGAGGAAAAGGCCAAAGAAUUUUAUAGGGAGCAUGAGGGGAAGAGCUUCUAUGAUCACUUGGUAGCGUGGAUGAGCAGUGCUCCGAUUUAUGCUCUGGUUCUUGAGAAAUCUGAUGGGAUCAAGGGGUGGAGAGAUCUAGCUGGUCCCACGAAUUCCAACACAGCCCGGGAGUCCGCCCCUCAAAGUAUUCGAGCUCUAUACGGGACCGAUGGCAGUCAAAACGCAGUGCAUGGGAGUGAUUCGGCAGCAUCAGCUGUCCGCGAAAUCAACAUCGUGUUUGGAAACGACGUCAGUCCGUUCACGGAAGAGCAUCAAAACUUUGCGACCAACAGAGUCAUUGGAGCGCCACCAAGUGGAAUACUACGGCAGCGCACGUUAGCCUUGAUCAAGCCGGAUGCAUAUGCAGCUGGCCACAGAGACGACAUUGUUGCGCGCAUUCAAAAAGCUGGAUUCCGUAUUGUACAACAGAAGGAAAUCAAACUUACGGAGGAGAAAGCUGGGGAGUUUUACCGCGAGCAUGCCUCGAGACCGUUCUACAGCGACCUGGUGGCUUGGAUGAGCAGCCAUAUAUGCACUCGUUCUGGAAAAGGAAGAUGCCAUCACGGAGUGGCGAGAGUUAGCUGGUCCCACAGAUUCUGUUAAGGCACGAGCAAAUGCGCCGCACAGCAUUCGGGCCUUGUAUGGAACCGACGGAAGCCACAACGCAGUUCAUGGCAGUGACUCUCCCGCAUCCGCUGAGCGCGAAAUCCAGCUUAUCUUCCCACAUGAAGCUGGCAAAAGCUCGGCCGCACAACAUCCAUCGGCGACAUUAUCUGGGCAGCCGUUCC
Fimicolochytrium jonesii is the source of this 3118-nucleotide messenger RNA. Its product is annotated as nucleoside diphosphate kinase. The coding region runs from base 147 to 2933 and encodes 928 amino acids. The record is from RefSeq and is a predicted model, not a curated record. Gene Ontology annotation, biological process: UTP biosynthetic process; GTP biosynthetic process; CTP biosynthetic process. Gene Ontology annotation, molecular function: nucleoside diphosphate kinase activity. The transcript has 16 exons. NCBI's taxonomy places the organism in Eukaryota, Fungi, Chytridiomycota, Chytridiomycetes, Spizellomycetales, Powellomycetaceae.